AUGCAAACAAACCUAGAAUCAUUUGAUUCUAUUCGUGAAUUUAUACAACAAAAAUGGCUUAAUGAAUUGUCUCGAUUCGAGAAUCUCGAAUCUGAAAUUAAAUUUAAUACAGCACUUGUUCAUUCGAUGUCAAGUCCGACUAUAUGGGAUGAAUCAAACGGUGUCUAUUUAGGUUUUGAUAAUAAAAUUCAUACGAAACCUAAAUAUAUGGAUCAUAUCUAUACUGAUUUAUCCAUAUGGGAUAUUUUUCGAACACAAGUACCGUUUCUUAUUUUACAUGAUGCUAAACGAGCUAAUGAUAUUGUUCAUUCGAUUAUGCUCAUUGUUGAACAAGGUGGUUAUUUACCUAAAUGGCCACUUGCUAAUGGCCAUACAAAUUGUAUGAUUGGUUCACAUGCUGGUAUUAUAUUGAGUGAUUUAAUUAUGAAACAUGAACAUGAUCUGCAUCUUAAUAUGGCUCAAGUUUUAGAAGCAUUACGAAACGUAGCCAAUAAAGUACAAAAACAUGAUAGCCGUUUUGAUCCACCAACAUACAUUAAAUAUCAAUAUGUACCGUUUGAUCAAGAUGAAUAUUCAGCAUCACUUACACUUAGUUAUGCGUAUGAUGAUUGGGCAAUUGGUAAUGUCAUGUAUGCUGCAGGUCUUAUAGAUGAAGCUCAAGAGUAUUAUAAUCGAUCUCAAUGGUUUGAGAAUAUAUUCGAUAAUACAAAAAAAUUUUUCUGUCCACGAAAUAGUACUGGUUACAUCCUUUGUCCAUCAAGUGAAAUCGAAUAUUUGAUUCCAUUCGAUUAUCGUUAUACAGAAGGUGAUGCAUGGCAUUAUCGAUUCUUUGUACCACAUAAUACACCACGUCUUGUCGAUUUAUUUGGUGGUGCAAAUUUUUUUGCUCAAGAACUUAAUACAUUCUUUACUCGUAGUCGAGAUUGGCCGACAACAACAAUACCAAAUCCAUAUUAUUGGGCAGGAAAUGAACAUAAUCUAUUUUCUGUUUGGCAAUUCCAUUAUGCAAAUCGAUCUGAUCUUACUCAACUACAUUCACGUUGGCUACUUGAUCAUGUUUACACAAUAAAACCUGAUGGUAUACCAGGCAAUGAUGAUUAUGCUGGUUCAUCUACAUAUUUGAUUGGUAGUCCUGCAUUUGAUCGUAUUACAAUUCGUCGUAAUAAUGGUCAAUGUAUACUUACAAUUAUUGUUCAUAAUAAUUCAGCAGAAAAUAUCUAUGUUCAACGUGUUUUACUCAAUGGUGAACUUCUAUCAACAUUUCCUUUUAUAGAUCAUAUCAAUCAUCUUCAAUGUUCUACCGAAUCAUCAACAGUACAACUUGAGUUUUUCAUGUCAUCUACACCAUCAUCAAUUCCUCAAAUGAAUUCCGUUGAUCAUUAA
Molecule: messenger RNA, 1383 nt
Organism: Rotaria sp. Silwood1
Lineage: Eukaryota; Metazoa; Rotifera; Eurotatoria; Philodinida; Philodinidae
Source: the annotation of a GenBank genome assembly